Molecule: messenger RNA, 697 nt
Organism: Desarmillaria tabescens
Lineage: Eukaryota; Fungi; Basidiomycota; Agaricomycetes; Agaricales; Physalacriaceae
Exons: 4
Coding region: 136-549 (137 amino acids)
Source: RefSeq, a predicted model, not a curated record
AAGAUACAUCCUCGAACGGUGCGAUCAAGCGAGGAAUGAACGUCCAAUGACUUCACCGUUGUCAACUGGCUUUCGGACACUGUUCUGUGAUGUAUUCUCAGCUUCCCCGAAUAUCCGUGCCCAACUCCCUACAGUAUGAACAUAUUCUUAGGUAUGGCAAUGUGUUACCAUGUAUGCGGGCUGUGGAUGUCCACGAUGGGUGAUAUGUAUUGGCAUUUCCUCUUCUGGUUUAUCUCGCGUCUUUCAAGUGCGUCGAUUUCCCUUCACCGUGAAACUUGGCCGAGUCGAUGGAGAAUCUCCAGGACCACGGGGAAGAAAUACGGAAACCACUACACCAAUUUGGCGACUAUGCUCACACAGUCCGCAGUGCUUUACUCCGUGUUCUCGAUGCUGUCACAGUGCAUCAUUCCUUUCUCUUUGAAACACCCGAUUCAGAAUGCAUUCAUUCUGGUCUUCUCAGAGAAACAGACUGUUUCCAUUGAUGAUCCGCCGCUUAUGCCAUUACCAAUAUGCAUGUCCAAGUCACCGCAAGUAUGCAUAGGGAUUUAGCCGGUACUUGGAUAUGCCGUACUGGAUACACGAGUCUGAAAAUGGUCCCUGGCGCUACAUCACUCACUUAGAAGACCCUCGGGAAUUCGUUCGGAGUCCAACCGGAGUUGAGAGAAGGCAUGGUCGUCAACGACAAAGACAUAGAGAU